AAAAAAAAAAAAAAAAAAACAAAACAAUACAACAAAAAAGAAAACAGAAAAGAAUUCGUCAGCGUCAAAAUCAUUGGAACCUGACCAGUGCCUGCUUGUCACUUGGACCAAUCUGCGAUACCGUUGGGCCUCCCCCCACCAUGCCCAGCCUGGCGAGUGCUGGCACUUCUGUCGCCUCACCAGAACACUUGGAUCCGUCCCAGUUGAGGGCCCACAAGUCUCUACGUCGCAGGCCAAAUGUGUCCUGGAACUCUCCAUCCUCCUCCGCUCAAAUAAAUCCAGUGGACCACCAUGGCCUCCCGUCAGGAACAAGCUCGAUGGCCCCGAAAACCGUUCGUCCCUUAACGCCUCCCGGAGUCGCCCCGACGGAGGACUCCAGCACUCACGGGGCGCAUAUCACAACCAAAACACCUUCGCUCCUAUCGGUGAAGGAGGCGACAACGCCGAGGCCCUCGCAUCCUCCUACGCCUGAAACCACCCCGCCUCAACUCGCUGCAUCCGUGAAUCGCCCGGCGCUCAAUAAACUCGCCCAGUCCUUCUCCUCUUCGCGAGCUGAUUCCUUUCGGACCGCCUUGGAAAUCAUCUCCGAUGCUGGGACAGAAACCCCGUCUUGGUCUGCGCGGUCGUCCUCAUUUCUAACCAGACAGAGUGAUCCGCCCGACCCCGGCGACACGAGAAGCGGCGACACAACGCCGGUUCCAACUCACCCAUCUAACCGGAUUCAUUCCCCAGUACUCGAGAUGUCUAUCGCAGAGGGUCGGGGAGAUGUGACAGUAAAUCCAGCGGUACCGGGCCCCCGUCCACGAGAACCUGCGUCUACUUGGGUCGACGGUAGCUCUAGCACAGCGGAUCAGCCAAUUUACAUGGUCGCGUCGGAUGCAGGCAGCACGGACGUACUUCCCGUCCGUUCCAAAAGUCUACGCAGGCAGGAGGGGGCUGAUUUGCACGAGCCUGUAGGUGGAUUGUCAAUCGAGCAAUUCCGAGAGCAACUCGGCUGGCCCCAGACCGAACGCGCCCUAGCCGAACCAGACGCCUCUCGAAGAUUGUCCAAUGUGUCCACUUCGUCUACGGUGGAGGUGCUGAUUAUCGAUUCACCGCGGUCAACUCAACGGUCGCUACGUCAUACAGAGAAAAGGAGCUCUCUCCGCUCAGUCAGCACUCCUUUGACGAGGUCUGAGCACACCUCGCUUGUUUCUAACCCAGACUCGCAGCAUCGCCUGGUUCACAAGAGUGUGCGGAUCACCGAGCAUGAUCGCCAAAGCGUGGCUUCCGAGAUGUCGAUCUCGGGGACCUCGGCCAUGAGCUAUCUUCCGCAAAACGUGGAAGUGGUGCCUGUGGUGGUGAUCCCAGAGCGUCGUUCGUCCCUCAAGUCGUCGACUUCGACCAGCCGGAAUACCUCCCAGAGUCGCUCGCGACAUUCGAGUCGACGUGCUCCGGUUACCGCGGGCAGUCGGUCAGGCUCGCUGGAAGCUUCGCGCCGCAAGGAGCGGACGCUGUCCGAAGCGAGCACCAGCGCGGACAAGCGGGCGCAGUCGCGAGGCCGUAGCGAUGGUCGGCCGGUCAUCCCACCGCGCAACUCGUCCCUGUCUGCACCCACGAGCCGCAAUAAUUCACGGACCACGUCUCUGACCUCCGAGAGCUUACGAAAUCACACGAUGGCGAUGGAGCAAGAGAUGCGGGAAAAGCCAGCUUCGCUGUCUCUGUCCCAAGCCGACGGGCCGCCGCACGACCGCAGCGCUCAUGGGGUGCGCGACGCAGCCAAAACGCAAUCCAUCAUCAUCGGAGUGGAGGAUAUGUCGCACCUCCGGCCGCCGUCCAUGCCAUACACUCAAGUCUCCAUCCCGUCCUCCUCACCGGGCGUCAUCGAGAUCAGUGAAGCGAGGACGAUCGCCAUUUUCCCGCACAACAACGAGUCAUUAUUGCUGGUAGAGCCACAAUCGCAACCUACCGCGCGUGAACAAGAUCCUGAUAUAGCCUCCCAGAACAAGCCCCUAACGCCGGUUACAUCUACAUCGAUGCGCUUCGAGGUGGAGUCGCCGUUGAAGAACCCCCGACCGCCUCCCCAGCCGCCGGUCUACCAAGUCUCGCCCCCGUCGCCGGUGCACGAGGCCAGUCGCCAACUGGGGGCCGCCGUGAGCGAGGCGGAUGCGGACCACAGGGGUGCAGCCCGCCGGUUUGGGUCCAUCCGACGUCCGUGGAUGGUACGUCCUCGAUCUGAUUCGUAUAACUCUGCACUGCAGUCUUUCUCACUGACGUCCGCGAAGAACCGCAAGGCGGGCAACGAGAUCGACGGCCGGCUGCAGCCGUUCUGGCGACCGCGUCGUUUUUGGGAUGACUCGGAGACCGAUAGCCCCUCGCCGAACGGGAGCCCCAUCGACCCGCCACACAACGAGCCGGACACGGUGAUUAAGAACUCGUUGGGCAUGCCGCAGCAACGCACGGUGAUGGAGGGCCCGUCCAUCGCCCGCAGCCCGGAGACCCGCCGCCGGCUGGUCCACCGUCACGCCAACCGCACCACCCUCGUCGGCAGCCAAGCGUUCACGCCGGAGGCCCUGUACUCGCAGACCUCGCUGCAUCACCCCCGGCUCCAGUCCCUGUCGUGGUGGCGGUUGCGUCUGCGAGCAGGCAGGGUGCGCAAUCUGCGCACACGCAUGCGCCGGUCGUGGCAGCAGCGCGCCGAGCGGCGGCGCGAGGCUAAGCGCGAGAAGCUGAAGCAGAGCAUUGGCGACGCGGUGUUGGUUGAUUCGAGCACUAGUCCGAGGCCAUGAGUGGUGGGAGUUGAAGCUGAUCUGACGAUUUAUGCUUUGAUUAGAGGAUGCACAUAUAUGUGGUGUUGUGUUGUUUACAUUAUGUUUAUGAUUGAUGAUGAUGACGAUGAUAAUGAUGAUGAUGAUGAUGAUGCAUGAUUGAUGAUACCAUGUUUGAUGUUGUUCAUGUUGUGAUGAUUUAAGAAUUUUGCUAUUUCCUUUUCAAUUCCAUUGCGAUAUCAAAGCACGACAGGAUACCACAAUAUGAAGAACCG
Aspergillus saccharolyticus JOP 1030-1 is the source of this 3022-nucleotide messenger RNA. RefSeq lists its product as uncharacterized. Bases 141 to 2768 code for a protein of 875 amino acids. The record is from RefSeq and is a predicted model, not a curated record. The transcript has a single exon. NCBI's taxonomy places the organism in Eukaryota, Fungi, Ascomycota, Eurotiomycetes, Eurotiales, Aspergillaceae.